This is a messenger RNA of Nerophis lumbriciformis (worm pipefish), 2709 nucleotides long. The record is from RefSeq and is a predicted model, not a curated record. Lineage: Eukaryota; Metazoa; Chordata; Actinopteri; Syngnathiformes; Syngnathidae.
AUGGCGUUUUCUUUGUCCUCGCCGUGUGGGCCCCUUUUUGACGAAGGGGAAGACAUGGCUGUCUUUGAGUCCACAGCAGCAGACUUCAGAGAAUCAAGCAGAGCACGUUUGAUUGAGCUCUCGGUCAUUUCACCGGGAAUCGACCCACGGCCUUCUACCAUGGGUCAGAAAGUGGCUACGAACCCUGCAAUGAUGAGUCAAGGCAGCGGUGACAAAGGGGAUACGGAGAGGGUGAAAGUCUUCCUCCGCAUUCGUCCCCUUACAGAGGUGGAGAGAGAGAGGGGCGAAGAUCAGGAAUGUGUGAACAUACAAGAUGAAGAGACUUUGCUGCUCAAAGCUCCCAAGUGCUCACAAAACAUGAAGAUGGCAGAGAAGGGCAUCACUCAGAGCAUGCACAAGUUCACUUUUUCCAAGAUUUGUGGACCAGAGACAACCCAGCAACAAUUUUAUGACUGUACAAUGAAGGAGAUGGUCAAAAAUGUUCUUCAGGGGGAAAAUAGACUGCUUUACACUUAUGGCGUCACCAAUUCUGGAAAGACUUACACUAUUCAAGGGACCGGUCGCGAUGCAGGCCUCUUACCCCGUGCCAUAGUGUCCCUGUUCAGAACAUUGCAAGGUCGUCUCUAUGACGCCAUGGACCUGAAGCCCGUCUUGUACCACGAUGUGAGACAUCUUGAGCCAUCUGAGAUCAGAGUGGAGGAAAUGCGCAGAAACUCUCUGCUCAAAGAGGAUGAGAACUCUCAUCGUGCUGGUAAUACGUCAACAUGGGAUAGUGGUGUUGGACUCUCUACUACCAGUCACAUUGCUACACAACUAGAAGACUGUGACAGCGUGUGUCUGGAGCCAAACAGCCUGUCACAUAGCAGUGGAGACAACCUGGAGGCAGGACUGCAGUUCUCCAUUUGGGUAUCCUUCUAUGAGAUCUACAACGAGUUCCUGUAUGACUUACUCGACGUUGCGCCCUCGAUGCAGCCCAGAAAGAGGGUCACACUUCGGCUGAGCGACGAUAAACACGGGAAUCCUUAUGUGAAGGACCUCACUUGGGUCCAGAUCCGCAGUGCAGAGGAAGCUUGGAAGAUAGUGAGAGCCGGACGUCGUAACCAAAGUUUUGCUAGGACCCACCUUAACCAAAAUUCCAGUCGUAGUCACAGCAUUUUUUCCAUCCGUGUCCUGCACAUUCGCCCAGAAGCUGAUUCUGGUCAGAAUAUGCGCAUCAGCGAACUGACCCUCUGCGAUCUUGCUGGGUCAGAACGCUGCAAAGAGCAGCGAAAUGCUGAACGGAUGAAAGAAGCUAACAACAUCAACACCUCUCUCCUUACCCUGGGGCGCUGUAUUUCUGCUCUAAGGCACAACCAGAUCAACAAGUCACGUCCCCCUGAAGUGGUCCCCUUCAGGGACAGCAAGCUAACACGCGUACUCCAGGGGUUCUUCUGUGGCCGAGGAACAUCCUGCAUGGUGGUCAACAUCAACACAUGCGCCUCCAUUUAUGACGAGACUCUCCAAGCCCUCAAAUUCUCGGCUAUUGCUUCCCAACUGGUGCACGCGCCCUCCACAAAAACUAGAGUGGCCUAUAUUUUGUCUCUGCUGCGUGAGCCGGCCGCCAAGAACGACAGUAUUGUGUUAGAAGAGGAUGCUGAUGAAAGCGAUAUGGAAGAGGCCGAUAUCACUAUGUUGGAUACCGAGUCUUUGCUGCGGGCCAUUGAGAUCCUGGAGCGAGAGGUGAAGCGUCAAAGGGAAGAAAAAGAAGUGCUCGAGGCUAACGUGAGAGAGCAAGUCAUCUCUGAGAUGAUGGCUGUCAUUACCAAAAUGCAAGAUGAUUUCAGUGAAACCUUAGAGGUCCAGAAGGCUCUCAUUGAAGAACGCUGCGAGGACAAAAUAAACAACCUGCAGAAACAUUUGAAGCAGUUCUACUUGCAAGAGUUAAAGGAGCGAGAUGAAGAAAUUGAAGAACUGGCUGGUGCCCUGAAGAAGAAGAUGGCUGCUGAGGCGUGCACCAGCUCUGCACCCCAGGAAGACCAGGAGGGGCUGCGGCGGUCUCAUCGCCUCAGCACACAGAAAGAACACACCCUGCACGCAGAGCUCGAACAGUGUCGUGCGCAGCUACUUAGCAAGACGCAUGAAGUGUCACGGCUGAUGAUCCAGUUGAAAGCGCCAGGCUCGGCGGGCACCAAUGCUGCCAACCGCAAGCUGGAAGAAGGACAAAGAAAUCUGCGUCAGCUGCGCUUGGAUCUACAGAAGCUCGGUUCAGACCUGCAGUCUGGCGAGCGGGCUUGUUGCCGGAACACAGGAGGUGAGAGGUUGCGGCAGGCUUUGGCUACGGCAGAUGAAACUCUAAUCAAACAGGACCAGAUCCUGGUGGAGCUGCAGAACGGCUUGACGCUCGUCAAGGCCGACUUGAGGCGUAAGGCCGAGACUCCGACUCAGCCACAGAGUGGCCAGCCUCUUCCCCGCCUUGGCUUUGCCACACCGGGUUCUUGCAAGAAGCGGGGAUGUGGCAACAUGAUGGCUAAUGACUCUGAAAAUAGGGUUCCUCAGAAAAAGCCCUUUUAUCACGCUUUGUUCCCCACUUGCACACCGGGCCGGAAAUACAACACACGCAAUGCCGCAGACACCAACUUAACCCCUUACUCUCGAAUCCUGAGGUCACGCCAGCAGUCUCCGCCUCGGAGCCCGAUCCUCACUCCUCGCACGCGUCGCGGCAAGUAUUGA